CGGGCCCGGCCCCGGGCAGGCUGUGCGGGCCUGCGGCGGCUGAGGCGGGCGGAUGGCGGCGGAGCGGGGAGCGGGGCUGCGCAUCUUCCGCGAUAUAUUAAGAAGAGCAGACAAGAAUGAUGAUGGAAAACUGUCCUUUGAUGAAUUCAAAGCUUACUUUGCUGAUGGAGUUCUGAGUGGAGAAGAACUGCAUGAGCUUUUUCGCACCAUUGAUACACACAAUACUGACAAUCUUGACACAGAAGAGCUCUGUGAUUAUUUUUCAAAGCACUUAGGAGAGUAUGAAAAUGUUCUAUCUGUCUUGGAAGACUUAAAUAUAACCAUACUGAAGGCAAUGGACAAAACAAAGAAAGACUAUCAGGAAGCUUCCAAUUUGGAGCAGUUUGUGACUCGCUUUCUUUUGAAGGAGACACUGAACCAGCUGCAAUCUCUCCAGAACUCCCUGGAGUGUGCCAUGGAAACCACGGAGGAGCAGAGCCGGCAGGAGAGAAAAGAUCCAACAAAACCAGAAGUGCUCUCAGUUCAGUGGCCAGGAAAACGCUUAGCUCGAAGACUUCAGAGGAACAACAGCCUGUCAUCAAAUAACCCUUCUUCUAGCACAGGUUGGAUUGAGGAAGACAGCCAAUGGGUGAUCCAGAUAAACAGACUCCAGAAGCUAAUUGAUAGACUGGAAAAGAAGGACCUAAAGCUUGAGCCACUUGAAGAGGAAGUUUUGGAAGAAAAUGCAAGAUCUCACAUAAUGAUCGUUCAGCACCGAAUGUCUGUGAAAGAAGAAAAAGUGGAGGAAUUCCGUCUUGCUCUGAAGCAGUACCUGGAAUCUGCUUCUGCUCAAGGUGGCUGCCUGCAUGUUUCCAUACAGAAGCUUCCGAGUAAUUUCCAGUUCAUUGUUUAUGAGUUCUGGGAAAACAGCAAUGCCUGGGAUAGCCACCUUCAAAUGAAUUGCAGCAAGGCAUUCCAGAGAAGUAAUGUGGAUUUCUUGGAAACUCCAGAGCUCGUCACAACAAUGCUAGUCCCUGCAUCAUGGUGGGCCCUCAAUAACAACUAGAAGCUGUGGUUCCAAGUAAUGUUAAUGUUGUAUUGUCUUUCAUAACACUAACAUUCAUAUUGCAGUGUACAGGUGAAAUUAUGAUGUGAUAACA
Messenger RNA from Pyrgilauda ruficollis (rufous-necked snowfinch), 1139 nucleotides. RefSeq names its product N-terminal EF-hand calcium binding protein 1 (gene NECAB1). Gene Ontology annotation, molecular function: calcium ion binding. The record is from RefSeq and is a predicted model, not a curated record. NCBI's taxonomy places the organism in Eukaryota, Metazoa, Chordata, Aves, Passeriformes, Passeridae. The transcript has 13 exons. Bases 53 to 1045 code for a protein of 330 amino acids. Gene Ontology annotation, biological process: regulation of amyloid precursor protein biosynthetic process. Gene Ontology annotation, cellular component: cytoplasm.